AUGAAUUCCAUUGUUCUCGUCGUUCUGUGUUUUCCCAUAUUAGUUGAGGCUCAGAAUUUCUCCGACAACUCCAAUUCGACAAAAAAUGUUGGUGUUGUUUGCGAUCUGUGUCGCAGUGGAUUUAAUUUGAUUGUGGACAACCUAAGCGUACUGGAGCAUAUAACCGAAAACGACUUGGGUGCUCUGGCAGAUGCUCUCUGUAGUUUGGCCCCUCGGCAGCUACCAAUUGUCGAUGCACUCUGUGUAGUGCUCCGUGACAACAUUAUCGGAGCUCUUGUGAAACUGAUUCAGGGAGAAUGCAAGCAAUGCGAAUUCAUCGCCUCGGCGAUAUCGAACGGAGCGAAUAAUCUCAAGAAUAUCACAGAUGCCGAUAUCAUCGCUCUCGUAAAUCGUGUUUGCGAUUCGGCUUCCAGCGCUUCAAUCAUUGAAAGCGCUUGCGAAGUCGUCAAGAGGAACGUCGUAGAGGAGAUUCAUCGAGUAAUUGAUCUAGUGGAGAAGAAUGCUGAUCCAUUGACGAUUUGCAAACAAUUAAUGAUGUGUUAA
Messenger RNA from Caenorhabditis bovis, 543 nucleotides. The record is from the annotation of a GenBank genome assembly. Lineage: Eukaryota; Metazoa; Nematoda; Chromadorea; Rhabditida; Rhabditidae.